Messenger RNA from Frieseomelitta varia, 1774 nucleotides. RefSeq lists its product as uncharacterized. The transcript has 7 exons. The coding region runs from base 545 to 1696 and encodes 383 amino acids. NCBI's taxonomy places the organism in Eukaryota, Metazoa, Arthropoda, Insecta, Hymenoptera, Apidae. The record is from RefSeq and is a predicted model, not a curated record.
CCGGUCGAAGUUGAUCAAGCACAGUGUAAUGCGCUAGUACAGACGAGGUACAUGAACAUGGUGUAGAUCUAUUCAUAUAUUUUGUCUGUGAUUCAAAUAUUCGUUAUCAACAUAAAAUGAAAAUUCAGAAACGUAAUGAAUUUAUGUUAAAAGAGAAUUAAAAAAGAAUGAUACUUUUUUAUACGUAUAUAUAAUUUUCUUAGUUAAGUUUCAAAGAAACAACAAAUUUGAAAAGGCGCCCUAAUAUUUUAGCGCCUUCAACGAAUACAAAAAGCGUGUUUUCUUUAACGUACAAUUUUUGUGCGAAAUUUAAUGAAAAUUGAAGUGAAAAAUAUAUAGUUGAAAUUGUGCAAUUGUUAAAAAAGGAUUUUGCAGAUUACAAGGUGGAUUUUUAUUCAUUUUUUAAACAUAUGUGCAACAAGAAAAUCUAUAUGCUGUUCAUUCUUCAACUGAUGAAUUUAAAUUUUCAAAUGUGCAUCGAAGUUCUUUUAAGUAUAUCUACUUAAUAUAUUUACAAUGAAUUUUAAAAAGAGAAACGUACGCAAUGUUACAAAUAACAAAAGAAUAUAAAGUGAUUAUUUUUUUGUUUUUUCCCAUUUUUUCUUCAUUUGCAAUUGAUGGAAGUGUAGUAUUGAAAGAAUUAGGUGCAAAGCAAUAUGAAAUGAUCAAAGCAAAAUCUUCUUUAUCUCAACAUGGGAGUUGUUGGCAGAAUGUUAUUAAAAACAUAAAAAUUAGUUGUGAUAAAUUAAAUGACCAGCAGCAUUCUUUUCUUGCUCUGAUGUUGACAAAUUGUUUUUUAAAAGACUCUGGGCAUAAAACUUAUGAUUGCCACCUUAUUGAUGCAGAAAAUCAACGCCGUAAUUGCAUUAACAAUAUGUCAGAUAGAGCAUUUAAUGUAUAUAAUGAAUUUUACAUACAUACUACACACAUGUGUUUUUAUUUGAAUUAUGAGGCUUGGCAAGCUGAAACUGACAAUACUAUUAAACAAUUGUAUCAAGUUUCUUCUCGGAUGAGAGAACAAUUGUUAGAAGCUUCAGAAAUACAAGAAACCAUGCUUGAAAGUCAAAAACAAAGUUUGCAAAUGCAAAACAAACUGUUAACUCAUGGAAAAGAGCUUGGUUCCGUAUUGAAGUCUUCUUCUGAAAGUGUUAAUAAUCUAGUUAAAGAUUUUAAAGAAUCAGCGAAAGAUCAAAGAGAAUUGUUGCUCCAAAUAUUUUCAUAUUUUCGUACUUUUCAAAGUUGGAUCAUUGGAGAAAUUUCUUGGUUUCAAUCCAUUAUAUAUUAUACAGUCAGUUGUAUCUUGUGCGCAUUGUUUAGUUCUUCUAAAAGAACUAUGGAUGCCAGAGUUACUCUAUUUACAAUUCUAAGUUUAAAUGUUAUUGGGGAGCGAAUGUUAGUUCAAUAUUAUAACAAUAUGUAUCAUUCUAAUGACAAUAAGGACAGUUUAGUGAAUACAGUAUGGUUGUGUAGGAAAAUAGCUCUCAUUUUUUGUGCUAUUACCUUGGUUUGUACAUACUCUUAUUACAGAGAUGAACAAGUAGAAAAUUAUAAAGCACUAAAACGCAUUGAACAUCAGUUAAAUACCAUACAAAAGGUUACAUCUAUUUCAACUAAACAUCAUUAUUCUACACGGUUAAAUAUCAAGCGUUUACAGGCACAGGUAAAUAAACACACUAGUAUGGAAGCUUUUUCAUAAAUUUCAGUAUUUUAUUUAAUAAUAUUGAUGAGUUAUUAUAAUAAUGAAAAUAUUAUAACAAUGAAUUUUGUACAAGUG